This is a messenger RNA of Trichomycterus rosablanca, 2551 nucleotides long. RefSeq names its product prospero homeobox 1a (gene prox1a). Gene Ontology annotation, cellular component: nucleus. Gene Ontology annotation, molecular function: RNA polymerase II cis-regulatory region sequence-specific DNA binding; DNA-binding transcription factor activity, RNA polymerase II-specific. The record is from RefSeq and is a predicted model, not a curated record. The transcript has 5 exons. NCBI's taxonomy places the organism in Eukaryota, Metazoa, Chordata, Actinopteri, Siluriformes, Trichomycteridae. Gene Ontology annotation, biological process: regulation of transcription by RNA polymerase II.
AUGCUUCAUCUUAUUCACAAUUCACCUGUCGAAAGACAAACUAAGAGAAGAAGAAUUGACAUUGGAGUGAAAAGGACUGUAGGUACCAUCUCUAUAACUUUAAAAGCAAAUAUUUUAUGUCACAUGAACCCCUACGAUCAUUAAAAUAAUGUAAAAUCUUCUGUGGUGCAGCAUGAAAACAGUGAAAAGUCCGAUGUGCUUCGCAAGCUGCUGAAGCCAGAAAUCUCUUAUGAAGACACCAUGAUAUCCUUUCCCAGAGCCUCCAUAAUAUCCCAGCUGCUAAAAAACAGCUUGACCAAAAACAGACCCGGCGACUCAGACUUCCAGGGUAACGGCUUCUCCGGGACGGACUCCGAGACCCACCAGGAAGAUUCCUGCAGUACCUCGUCACGGUGCAGCCCUCAGGAAUGUUUGCCUCCUUUCAAAGGAUCGUCAUCCAUGGCGCAGUUCGAUAUCGAUCGGUUCACAGACGAGCACCUGAGGGCUAAACGCGCCAGGGUGGAGAAUAUAAUCCGUGGGAUGUGCCACUCUCCCGAUGUCGCCCUGUGCACUGGGGAGAACGAGCGCGAGGCGGCGCAUCAGCCGCCCAGCCCACGCGAAGGGUACAGGGAAAACAAGCGCAAGCAGAAACUGCCCCAGCAGCAGCACGGUUUCCAGAGGCUCGUCACGGCCUGCGAGGGGCGUAAGCACGAAGAUCGGGAGCAUCUUAAACUGCAGCUGGAGGAAAUGCAAAGACAGCUCCGCCAGCUGCAAGAGAAGUUCUAUCAGAUAUACGACAGCACCGACUCCGAAAACGACGAUGGGAACCUCUCGGAGGACAGUGUGCAAUCGGACAGAGUCGACAAUAUCCCCCCGUACUCGGCUCUAUGUUGUUCAGACAACGAGAUGUCAGACCCAGAUCCGGGACACAUCUCGGACAAAGCCCAACUCUUUCACGAACAAACUUCUGUCUCAGAGAGAGAAAAUCCAAAGCAGGACAACUCUCAGGGGAAAGGUCAGGGACUGACCGUCUUGCACGCGGAAGGGAAACACCUAGCGGAAAGGCUAAAAAAGGAGCUCAACACUACCAUGUCUCAGGUGGUGGAUGCAGUGGUAAAGGUCUUUGCGAAGCCACAGUAUACACCUCCUCUGGGAUUUCCCUCGGUCCAGAUGCCCUUGGACCACUUUCCAGUAAAUCACGAGAACUUUCACACCAGUAACCAGCACUUGCAGUGUUUUAGUGAUCUCAUCAUUCCUAAUCCCAUCGAUUCGUUCGCCAGCAUGCAGGUUCUCGGCUCAAACGACCAAACGGAAGCUCUGCCCCUAGUGGUGAGAAAGAACUCGACCGAAAAAGUGGGCACUCAACACACGACAGGCGGCCACCAACACCCCGCUCUUCACCCAUCGCCGUUUUCCACAACUAUGCCCUUUAGACCUUCAUCCUUCCGCCAUCCCUUUCCUCUUCAUGUCAUGGGUUACCCUUUCCAAAGCCCGCUAGGUGCACCAACCGGGCCUUAUCCAGUAAAUGAGGGAUCCUCCCCUGAAUCCAUGGACCUUUCUAGAGAAACCAAUAGCCUACGGAUUAAGAUGUCGUCCAAAAGUCUUGGUCAUCAUCAUCCAAUCUCGCCAACGCAUCCGGGGAAUUGUGGCAGCCUUUCUUCAUCACUUAUUAAGUCUGAAUGUGGGGACAUUCAAGAUCUGUCUGAUAUUUCUCCAUUUUCAGGAAGUCAAAUUCAAGAAGGACUCUCUCCCAACCAUCUAAAGAAAGCCAAGCUGAUGUUUUUUUAUGCACGUUACCCCAGUUCCAACAUGCUGAAGAUGUUCUUCUCUGAUGUGAAGUUCAACCGCUGCAUCACAUCUCAGCUAAUCAAGUGGUUCAGCAACUUCCGUGAGUUCUACUACAUUCAGAUGGAGAAGUUUGCUCGGCAGGCCAUCAAUGACGGCGUAACUGAAUCUGAGGAACUGACGGUCAGUCGGGAGUGCGAGCUUUACCGCUCUCUCAACAUGCACUACAACAAGGCUAAUGAUUUUGAGGUCCCGGAGCGAUUUCUGAAAGUGGCCCAGAUUACAUUACAGGAGUUUUUCAACGCCAUAGUCGCAGGCAAAGAUGCCGAUCCUUCCUGGAAGAAGGCCAUAUACAAGGUCAUCUGCAAGCUGGACAGUGAGGUCCCGGAAAUAUUUAAAUCUUCAAACUGUCUGCAGGAGCUUCUACAUGAGUAGCAACUGCCUACAUCUGCGCUCUCUUCUUUUUAGAUACAGUAUAUUUAUCAUUUUUAAAGAUCCAAACUGUUUGUUAUUUAUUUGUGGUUAAUUUGAUUUGAUCCUUACUGAGUUUCGCUGUGCUGCCUGUAAACAGGGCAUUAUUUUUAUCACAAGAUGGAUAGAUGAUAGAGUUGAUAGCGAGUGUUGUUAUGAUUAAACCAUUUUAUUUUAGCCUGUAUUGAACUAAUUCAGAUAGUUAUUAUUAUAAUUGAUGUAUUAUUGAUUACAGAACAAUUGUUGUAUUCUUAUUUGUCAUGAACGUUCUGCAUAAAACACAUGAAUAAAUCGUUUAUUAUUAUUUAAACCAAAA